This is a messenger RNA of Lotus japonicus, 1873 nucleotides long. RefSeq names its product protein PIN-LIKES 3-like. Gene Ontology annotation, cellular component: membrane. Lineage: Eukaryota; Viridiplantae; Streptophyta; Magnoliopsida; Fabales; Fabaceae. The transcript is spliced from 11 exons. The record is from RefSeq and is a predicted model, not a curated record. Bases 381 to 1658 code for a protein of 425 amino acids. Gene Ontology annotation, biological process: endoplasmic reticulum to cytosol auxin transport.
GAUUUCGCUUCGUUCUCCAUUUUUUUCUCACUUGUGAUUUCCAUUCAACCAACAACAACACAUUCAUUAAUUACUGCUUUAGCACUUGUCACAGUGUGCAUGUCACUUUUGUUCAUUUUCACCAAAAACACCCUUUGCAAACAUUCUAAUUAAGCCCUCGCCAUCACCUAAUUCAUUCUCAUACAUUUGUAAAUAAAUCUAUGACUCACUUGAUUUGAAGUUAGGAUAUCUGCUCCAAAUUUGGAUAGUCACACCGAAUUCUACAACAUUUAUCAUUAUCAAUGGGUCACUGAUAUGUGUGCUGCCAGGAAUACCAACUUCUUAUAGAACCUGCUGACAGGUGUUUCCAUUUUAAAUCAUAAACAAGAAAGAAGCUAUAUAUGGAUUUCUGGGAGCUCUUUGUUACUGCAUUGAUGCCUAUUCUUAAGGUGCUCUUGGUUACGGCUGUUGGGGCAUUUCUUGCAUUGGAUCGCUUUGAAGUACUAGGGGAGAAAGAAAGGAGGCACUUGAAUACAAUUGUAUAUUUUGUCUUCAGUCCAGCUCUUGUUUGCAGCAACUUGGCCAAAAGCAUAACAUUUAAAAGCAUGCUUUCACUGUGGUUCAUGCCGUUAAAUAUUCUUCUCACAUUUGUCAUUGGGACAGCACUUGGAUGGUUGCUGGUAAAAAUAACUAGAGCUCCUCAUGAUAUGCAAGGCCUUGUGUUGGGGUGCUGCUCUGCAGGGAAUCUGGGGAGUUUGGUUUUCAUUAUAGUUCUUGCUGUCUGUAAAGAAAGAAACAGUCCUUUUGGAGCUGGUGAUGUUUGUUACAAGAAUGGCCUAGCAUAUGCUUCUCUCUCAAUGGCAAUAGGAGCCAUUUUCUUAUGGUCAUAUGUGUACAACAUCGUCCGAGUAUACUCAUGCAGUUAUGAUGUAGUGGAAGUCAAUAACAAUUGUACUGUAGGAUAUCCUGUUUCUCAACCAGAAAUGAAACCUGAAAACCCUUCAAAAUGUUCCCAAGGAACCUUAGUCACAGCUGUGGGUAGCUCCAAGACCAAUGCUAAUGUGAAUCAACUUGAAAUUGAGUGCACAGUGCCUGAAGGGGAAGCAAAGAGUUUUACAGGUGAAAAUUGGGCAGAGAAGAUUAUGAAACGAAUAAAAGCAUCGUCAGAAAAGGUCCAACUGAAGGCAUUCUUAGCACCAUCAACCAUCGGAUCGGUUGUUGGUUUAAUUAUUGGAACUGUCCCUGAACUCCGAAGGGCACUAAUUGGUGAUAAUGCUCCUCUUCGCGUUGUGCAAGACUCUGCAUCCAUGCUCGGUGAUGCAGCAAUUCCAUCUAUCACCUUGAUUGUUGGGGCAAAUCUUCUUAAUGGUUUGAAGAAGUCAAGCAUGCCGCUUAGACUCAUUGUUGGGAUCCUUGUGGUCAGAUAUGUAGCAUUGCCAAUGUUAGGUGUUGUGAUUGUUAAAGCUUCAGUGCAUUUUGGCUUUGUCCACCAUGAUCCGUUAUAUCAGUUUGUGUUACUUCUUCAAUUUGCACUCCCACCUGCAAUAAACAUAGGUACAAUUACUCAAUUAUUUGGAGUUGGUAAGAGUGAAUGCUCAGUCAUUCUGCUUGCAACUUAUGGCUGCGCCUCAGUUUCGCUCACUCUAUGGUGCUCAUUCUUCAUGUGGCUAGUACUAUAGUUGUCUUGCUAUCCUUUUGUGAUGUCUCAAAUCUAUCUUGUUAGAGCAACUUAUGGCUGCACCUUAGUUAGAAAAAAAAAAUAUAGGACAGAGAGAAGGUAUGUAGAUUCCAAGGAUUUGCUAUAUGUACAAGUAGAGAAAAGCAUUUAUGCUCUGUAUCAACAUAAAAGUGAAAAUGAGAGGUUAAAAUGGGAGAAAAGAAUAUAAGUGAAAAA